This is a messenger RNA of Harpegnathos saltator (Jerdon's jumping ant), 1243 nucleotides long. Its product is annotated as modular serine protease. Gene Ontology annotation, biological process: proteolysis. The record is from RefSeq and is a predicted model, not a curated record. The coding region runs from base 56 to 946 and encodes 296 amino acids. The transcript is spliced from 5 exons. Gene Ontology annotation, molecular function: serine-type endopeptidase activity. NCBI's taxonomy places the organism in Eukaryota, Metazoa, Arthropoda, Insecta, Hymenoptera, Formicidae.
GUAGUUUCUCGCUGACUUCGAGAGCGAAAGUCGUUUUGUGGAAGAGUCUGCAGGCAUGAAGACGCACUCUGCAUUGUCGACAGUUCUGUCGCUGCUAGCUUUACUACCGUUGUUGUCUGCACAAGCUGAUCGUCCCAUUGAAGUAGAAUGCGGCAAAUCCACGAGGCACGAUGGGAAACUAAUUGUUAAUGGAGUGGAGGCUAAAGCGGGGAUGUUUCCAUGGCACGUUGUCAUCUACUUUAGAGAAAAAGACAUGACAUAUAUACCGAUAUGUGGUGGUUCUCUUAUCCGCAACAAUCUUGUCGUCUCAGUGGCUCAUUGUUUUGAGCAAGUCUUGAACAACGUUAACAAUGCGUCGAGUUACGCUGUGGUAGCCGGCAAGCAUUAUCGUGCCUGGAAUGCCGACGAGCAGUACAGUCAGAAGUCGUUGGUGGAGAAUAUCGAAGUUGGCGAAAGAUACUUGGGGUUGAUUGGUAACUAUGCCAGUGACAUAGCUCUGCUGAAGCUGAAAACGCCGUUUGAGCUAAAUAUGCUGGUGCGUCCUAUUUGCAUCGAUUGGGAAAUCAUAUAUGAGAGAGCAUUGUUGCAACCGGGACAACUUGGCAAGAUGGUGACAUGGAAUGAAAACAUCAACGACGAAUCUAACCAGACUAUGUACGAAGUUGUCAUGCAGUACGUGCCGAAUAAGCAAUGUGUGGCUGAGAGUCCUAUAGAUUUUCGCAGGUUUAUUACGCAGGAUAAGUUCUGCGCAGGCCGUUUGAACGAUUCAAGCAUCUUCAUUGGACAAAGCGGUAAUGGCCUGUACAUCCACAAGAAUGGGACUUGGUAUCUUCGUGGCAUCGCCAGCAUUAGAUACGGGAAUGUAGACGAUAACAACUCAUACAUUGGAUUCACCUACAUCAGUCACUUCCGUGAUUGGAUUCACGAGGCUUACGACAGUGCGUAAACGUGUAGAGGGACGUCGGUUGUACGAUGCACGAAAUAUGUAGCCAGCAUCAUCGAGUUUGCAAUAACGUGAGACGAAUGGAUGUGACAUAUGGAGAUAAUAUCAGCGACAAAAGUUUAAAAAGUGACGAUUGUAUAUGCGUUUUUAUAUACAUACAUACAUACACACGAACACGCACACACGACAUACCUGCAAUAUCGAUUGACAGAAGUGGAGAAAUGAUGACACAAAAAUUUUCGCUAUUGUAUGUUCUCGUCUUUAAGUUGCAGAUUAAAUAAAUAGUUAAGCUGCAUGAUA